Molecule: messenger RNA, 1115 nt
Organism: Lytechinus variegatus (green sea urchin)
Lineage: Eukaryota; Metazoa; Echinodermata; Echinoidea; Temnopleuroida; Toxopneustidae
Product: sulfotransferase 1C2-like
Exons: 8
Coding region: 83-1009 (308 amino acids)
Biological process (GO): sulfation
Cellular component (GO): cytoplasm
Molecular function (GO): sulfotransferase activity
Source: RefSeq, a predicted model, not a curated record
AGUUCAUACACAUUUCAUAUUCUCCUUCAGGCCAACUCAUUUUAAUUCUUACGAUCAAGGAAAGGAAUCAGGCAGCAUCAGUAUGAGUUCAGGAUUUUCAACUGAAGUUCCCGCUUGCGUGGUCAAGGAUUGCUACGAGUAUGAAGGCGUCAUUUAUCCCAAUUUCAUGCCCAAGCAUGUGAUAGAUCGUGUCAGGAAGUUUGAGUGUCGACCCGAUGAUCUCUUCAUAGUAACCUAUCCCAAGUCAGGUACCACGUGGGUAGAGCAUCUGUGUAUGUUGAUUAAACAAGACGGAGAUGCCGGCCAGCAAGAAGGCUCCCAUCUUAUAAUGAAUAUCCCAUUUCUUGAGUAUUUUCAAGACCAGACAUCGCCACCAUUUAUUGAUUUAGCCGAGAAGAUGCCAUCUCCAAGGAUGCUCAAAUCUCACUGUCACACCCCCUUUCUACCCCCGGGUAUCCGAACUGAUGAUCCGAAAGCAAAGGUGAUUUACGUAGCCAGAAACCCGAAGGAUACGGCUGUCUCCUACCACCACUUUUGUCAAUAUAUUCCGUUACUUCCGAAGUAUGAAUCGUGGGAUGUUUUCUUUGAGGAGUUUCUUGCCAAUAGGGCUCCCCAAGGAUCCUGGUUUGAAAACGUGUUACCAUGGUGGAAGAAGAGAGAUCAUCCUAAUGUUCUCUUUCUCAAAUACGAAGAUAUGAAGAAGGAUCUUACAGGAUCCGUACGACAGAUAGCCAAAUUCAUGGGGAAGUCCCUCUCUGAUGACGCCAUCGCUAAAAUCGCAGAAGCUUCGACGUUCAAAGCAAUGAAGAACAACCCUUCAUCAAACCCAGAUACUGUGAUAAUGAAGGGUAUAGAGCAGGCUGGGAUGGAGAAACCAAAAGACAAAUCAUUUAUGAGAAAAGGUGUGGUUGGAGAUUGGAAGAAUUAUUUUACUGAUGACCAAAAUAAACGAUUUGACGAACUGUAUGAGAAGGAAAUGGCCGGAUCUGGACUUGAAUUCGAGUUUUAGGAUUGAUGUUUAGGCAGAAAGAUUUUAUUGGUUUUAUCUGUGACAUGAGCGAUAGAUCAUAUUGAAGUAUUAAUUUCUAUCUAUAAAAUAGUGUCGUUUUAAUGUA